CGUCCAUUAGGGUUUUAUUCUGUAAGCCCCGCCCGUUGUUUCUAAAAGGGAGGCGUGGGUUAUUUUAACAUGCGCACGUUUUUCAGAACCGACAGCAGCACAUGAGACUGGACAAAAACUACUUAUAUGGUUUGACAUCAGCUUGCUGAGAUGAAAUCCAAGAAGAAGAAGAGACAGGAUGACUUCCAGAAGGUGAAGUUAAAGGUGGGCAAGAAGAAGCCGAGAGCUGACAAUGCCACCGAUACAAACUUCCGCUCAAAGGGAAUACAUCUACCUGCGCAGCUGAAAACCGACACUAGUGGUCCCACCACACACAGACAGCUUGGCAUCAAUGACCUGUUGUCCCAGCUCCACCAUUACAACUCAAACAUCAAACACGGUGCCUUGUUGGGUUUGAGAGAACUGCUGUCGGUGAAUCCUUCUCUGUUGGAGCAGCAUCUGUCACGUUUGCUGUCAGAGGUGGCUGCCGUGUUCACAGACAAGGAUGGAAAUGUUCGCGUGGCAGCCACACGUGUGCUCAGGUAUAUUGCUCAGUCUGUGCCCGUGGAACGAGUGGCUCCGUUCUUCCCCCUUCUCAGUGCCCACCUGUGUUGCGCCAUGACUCACAUUGAGUCGGGCAUCCAGGAAGACGCCAUGAAGGUCCUGGAUGUGUUGCUCGAGCACUACCCUGCCCUGCUCGCGACACGGCCCGCUGUCCUCCUCAACAACUUCCUGGAGUUAAUCUCUCACAGGCAGAGCAGCGGAGGAGCUAAAAAGGACCAGUAUACCAAGGGGCCCACAUGGGCGCUCUCUGUCAACCCCAGCAAAACCGUGACAAACCAGCAGUGGCGCCUCUCCGUGCUCCUCAGGCUGGGACGUUUUCUUCAAGCAGUCGUUGAGGAAAGACCAGUGGAGGAAGGAGACAUGUCCGUCCCAGCUCAGGGACUUUUUGGUCUGAGUGGAGAGAGCAGGAUUACACCUCUUAAUCUGGACUGGGACGAGCUCGGCAAUAGCAAGAUUGGAAUCAAGGUGUAUGAACAUUCUGGGAGUAAACCAACGCCACAUUCAACCUUUAAACUCAGACCAGAACCUGAACAUGGUGGAGAUGCAGGGGAAGGUUUGAACUCUGCUGACGCUGUCCAGAGUUUCGCAGCCACACUUGUCCCACUCCUGCUGGAAGUGUGGGUGGAGGCCAACACCAGUAAUUCUCCAGCCAACAACUCUGACGGGGGUCACCUGCUGCGGCCGGACGCCAUGUCCGUAAUGUUCCAGGUGUUGUCUAUUGUGCAACUGCUCCGCAAGUUGGCACCGCAGCAGGAGCAUCAAGAUGCACUGGAUGCAUGGUUCCGUAAAGAAUACUUGGGUGAUUUCAAGCAGUACUUCAUGAAAAACUUUCCCUACAGUCUUCAGGACACACCCAAACUUAAAAGGAAUCUCAAAAGGGGUAAACCGACUCCAGCGGCCCCCGAUGUGACCGUGGAUCCUCUGGCGCUAAACAUCACACUCUGCCAGGUGAUGGUGUCUCUCUGCCAGAGGCAGGGAGUCGGCUGCGACGCGGACGGAGACUGGCUGACACCUCUGAGGACGUUUGUCCGAGACACCCUCGGUGGCGAUGUGAAGCUCAGCUACAGGCAGCUGCACAUGCUCCUUGGCACUGUGUGGAAGAUGGUGCUCACACAAAAGAGCAAAAGAGUGACAGAGGACCUGUUUGCAGCAGCGUAUGCAUACUAUCAACAGAGGCACCUGACACUACAGACCAGAUCUCUUCUGCUGUCUUUCUACAGCAAAAUCUACCUUCACGAACAAGGACAUUCACAUAUUGCCAGGAGUAAGGUGCUGUGUCAGUGGCUGGCCUCACUUCCUGUACAGUUGGCACAGCUGGGCCACCGGAAUCCGGCUCUAUCAGCUUUGCUUAUCCAGUCCAUCCAGGCUGCGGCCUCCAGGGGCAACAAAGACUUGCUCACCAGUCUCCAAACGCAUGCCUGCAAGCUCUAUGAUCCACAGGAAGGCGCUGUGGUUCUUUUGCCAGCAGAGUCCCAGCAGCGCCUGGUGCAGCUGCUCUACUUCCUCCCCAAGAUGUCCCGCGCUCUUCUGGCCAAUCUGAGCGGCUGCUGCAACGCUGGGAGAAUCUCUGCUGUCCUCGCUGGCUCUAUGAUUCGUAUUGUACACCUGAGAUCGUCUCUGAGCAGCUGGUCAGUGGGGAGCCAGGAAGCGGCUCUACAGGACGUGGAGUAUGUCAGCUUCCUGUUCUCCACCCUGACGGGCUACUCCUGCGAGCACCUCUCGCGCCUGCAGCACGCCCGCGACGCCGGAGUCACGGCCGCCUCCCCCUUGUCGCCCCUAAAGCUGCAGCUCACCACGCUGGAGCAGUUCACGCACCACUGGGACGUUGCGGAGGAGGUGUGUCAGCGUCUGGAAAGUCUGGGUUCCAGGUCUCAGUGCUUCGACGUCGUACAAAACGGCAUCUAUGAAUACAUGAUGCAGCUGAAGGUGGUGCCUGACAGCAUGGCCACCAGCCUGCUCAGAGCAGUCUCCAGACUAAUGGACCUGACCCUGCUGCCCAUGGACCCCGUGAUGCGCUUCUUGGCGCGCUGCUGCCUCAGCCUGCUGGCUUUGCUGGUCGCCCGGCGCCAGGAGGACGCGGCCGACGACAGCCGCCACAAAAGGGAGGCCAUUUGGGCGGCGUGCGUGACGGCGCUGAGCACCGUGCCGCGCCUGCUGAGGAUGGUCCUGCAGCUGCGUUUUGGGGACAUGAGUGAAGACGAGCUGCCGCUGCUGGGACAGAUGUUGAUGAUGCUGCUGCAGCACACGCCGCUGCACAAGCAGCUGAUGGCCAACACCAGCCUGCUGCAGGAGCUCAUACAACACCUCACGAGGUACUCCCGUGGUGCGACCAGGGAGCAAUGGCUGACUGACCUGCUCUACUGUUACAGCGUCACCGUGGCUAACGGCACGUCCACUCACCGCGGCAACCUCCGAGACAUGUACUGAUCCACAUAAACGUGCACCUACACACACACACACACACACACUGUGGGAGCAUGUUUUUUUUAAUUGUUGCAAAAAUAACAUUUUUUGGAUCUUUCACCAUGCUUUGAAAUGUGGAAAUUUUUUUGCUUGGUUAAUAAAACAUGGACAAAA
This is a messenger RNA of Entelurus aequoreus (snake pipefish), 3120 nucleotides long. It is a transcript of the gene tex10, whose product is annotated as testis expressed 10. NCBI's taxonomy places the organism in Eukaryota, Metazoa, Chordata, Actinopteri, Syngnathiformes, Syngnathidae. The coding region runs from base 151 to 2970 and encodes 939 amino acids. The transcript is spliced from 16 exons. Gene Ontology annotation, cellular component: MLL1 complex; nucleus. The record is from RefSeq and is a predicted model, not a curated record.